Messenger RNA from Saitoella complicata NRRL Y-17804, 709 nucleotides. RefSeq lists its product as uncharacterized. Gene Ontology annotation, molecular function: RNA binding. Bases 8 to 709 code for a protein of 233 amino acids. Lineage: Eukaryota; Fungi; Ascomycota; Saitoellomycetes; Saitoellales; Saitoellaceae. The transcript has a single exon. The record is from RefSeq and is a predicted model, not a curated record. Gene Ontology annotation, cellular component: nucleolus.
CUUCGAAAUGGUCGAUAACAUCACCAAACUCACAGCAGGAGAUGCCGCAUACGCCAAGAAACGUUCCAAGAAGCGGGAACGCGUCCAAGAAGUUCUCUUCGACAGGGAGGCAAGAAAAGAAUACCUGACAGGAUUCUCCAAGCGCAAGAAGCAGCGUCAAAAGCAAGCACAGGUCGAGAUUGAGGAGCAGAACCGGAAGGAUAGGCUUGAGGCUCGUGCGAGGAUACGUCAGGAGCGGAAAGCGGAGUUGGAGGAUGCUAUUGAGCAGAAUAAGAUUGCGCUGGAUUUGGAGGCGUCGGGCGAUGAGGAUGAGGAGGAGGAAUGGAAGGGAAUUCAGGACGGACCAGGCCAUGAAGCGGGAAAUGCCGCUCCCAAGAAGCCUACAAGUCUUUGGGAAGAGGAUGUUUAUGACGACGGCGAAAAAGUGACUACGGUCACCGUUACCGAAGAAUUCGGAGAAGAAUCCGAGGAUGACCGACCACCACCACCAAAGAAGUCCAUCACUGCCGACGACACCAAGGAGAAGGAUGCUGCCAAGAAGAAGUGGCCAGACAAGAAGAAGAAGCCAAAGUUCAAGUACGAAUCAAAGGAAGUCAGAAGAGCCGGACGAGUAAGGCAAGCAAUGGACCGUAAGAAGCGGGUAGACGAACGCAAGGCUGGAUCCGGGAAAGCUGGGUCCGGGAAAGCUGGAUCCGGGAAAAGAAAAUGA